Gadus morhua (Atlantic cod) is the source of this 1797-nucleotide messenger RNA. RefSeq names its product apoptosis-stimulating of p53 protein 1. The coding region runs from base 552 to 935 and encodes 127 amino acids. Gene Ontology annotation, cellular component: nucleus. Gene Ontology annotation, biological process: signal transduction; regulation of apoptotic process. The transcript is spliced from 4 exons. The record is from RefSeq and is a predicted model, not a curated record. Gene Ontology annotation, molecular function: p53 binding. Lineage: Eukaryota; Metazoa; Chordata; Actinopteri; Gadiformes; Gadidae.
CCGGUCAGACCACGGACAGGGAGCUCUCAGAAAGUCCACCCAACAGCAAUGUCGUCUGUUUUAAACUUGCAGGUCACCGAGGAUUAGUAUAGGCCUACAGGAGCCGGAGUUUGUGAAUAGAUCCUCUCGCGUUGGACGUCUCUGGACGGAUUGGGUCAUCUAGUGACCAAUGGACGGUUGGACUUGCGUGUUUUUGGCGCAAGCUGUCCGUCAUACCCGGUGUAUGUAUGGUCUUUGUUCCAGAUAACGGGGAUGAUGGGAGGAAGCUUCAGACCAAGUGUUGAUCUUGUUGGACAUCAGUCAAGGAGACCAUCAGAGUAAAGGAGCAAGUCGACUCAUAAUCCGACCUCCUUCCAGUCUUACCUACAUUACUCAUUACUCAUCUAGAGAAUACAGUUGAACAACGAAAGAAAAACAAAGCAGAAGAAGUGGAAAAGGACAAGAGGCUACCGUUGGAACAAUGGGUGUGUUAUUACGUUAGACCGAACCCACAGACAUUAACCUAACGGGGAUUGUGAGGAGGACAGAGAACAUUGUGAUUGGAUCUCCAGAUGGCCAUGUUACCGGUGGUCCUCACCGUGUACCUCAGCAACGGCCAGCAGAUGCUCACCGAGGCCCCGGUCACCCCAGCCACCACGGUGAUGGAUGUGGUUGAGUACUGCCAAGAGGCCGGGGAGGGGGACUGCCACCUGGCCGAGGUGUGGAGCGGUCAUGAGAGAGUUCUGCCCCAUGACCUGCUGCUGCUGGACCUCCUACAUCAGUGGGGCUCCAGCAGGUCAGAGGUCAGCUUCUACCUGAGGCACCACCCCUCCCGGAACCAAGGCAGCAGUCCACAUCCAUUACAGAACAACAAAACCAUCAGAGAAACAGAGAUAGCGGACGACAGCAUGGUAAGACCACAGACAAACACUCACACCCAAUACAAAGACACCUAACCCUAACUCACAUACGCACACAAAUCCAUAAUUGUUUGUGUCAUCUAAAGCUGCAUGUCUCAAAACAUCUCUCUUAUCAGCUGAACACUAAUACUUUUGCUAUACACAUUCAGUGUCUAGUGUGUUUUAUAUUCUAUGUCAUCUUCCUAGUGUGUCCCAACGUUAUGUGAGGUAAGGUAGAGGUAUAUACAAUACAUUAUUAAAUACAAGGAAUCUAAGUUACGAUACAGUGCACACGAUGAAAAUACAUUAAUAGAAUACAAAAUACAACAACACUCCAAGGAAGAUUAGUGUCAGGAAACGGUGUAUAUUAUUUUAGAGCAUUGGAAAUACGUGCAAUAAUAAAUAGAUAGAAGGGGAGGGUUGUGGUGCAGUGUCGCAUGGUUUCAGGAAUGUUUGGUUAUGACAGAUAUGAAUGAUAUGGUUAUGUUUCGCCGCGAAUGACCGACAACAAAAACAAGAGUUUAGUCACUCCAAGGCCCAAUGACCCUAUAUUGGCGUCACUCAAUUCUAAUAGAUUCCAUCAACACAUUCAACGCAGCAAACACGUACGCUCACAUGCACGCACAUGAACACACACACAAACACAUGCAAGGUGACACAUUCGCUGAAAGCUGCAUGUAUUGGUCAGUAAACAUUUGCCUACCUCAAGAUCUCAUGUCUUUAUAUUUGUGUCCAUUUACCUAAUGCUGUUAUGAUCUGUGAUGUUAUUGUACUGCAAUAAAGGUUGACUGAUGUCACCAUGGCUCUUAAGUGAGUCAUAGAGGUUUUCAGUGAAUGGGAGUGAGCAAGGUCUAGACAGGGCCUUUGUGUGAAUAAGACCUCCAUUGACUUCCAUUGCGAGUGUUUAGGUGUGUGGUUG